Messenger RNA from Lemur catta (Ring-tailed lemur), 2969 nucleotides. It is a transcript of the gene CD8A, whose product is annotated as CD8a molecule. The record is from RefSeq and is a predicted model, not a curated record. The transcript is spliced from 6 exons. Bases 905 to 1621 code for a protein of 238 amino acids. Lineage: Eukaryota; Metazoa; Chordata; Mammalia; Primates; Lemuridae.
GGAGGCUAGGGCAGAGGCUGGGAGGAGCAAGCACCCAAAGUCUGGUAAACUAAGCCAGAGGAUUGAGUUUCCAUCCAGCAAUGCAGGUCAUGGGAGGCUGCAGGAGUGACACUGUCAAUGCCCUUAUGAGAAUGAUUUUCAUAGCAAGAUGGCUGGAGGACUGGUUAGGAGAGAGACUGCUGUGGAGGGUGUUGCAAUGACCCCAAGAAGCGAUGAAUCUGCGCGGUGAGUUUAGCCACCGGAUGAAAGCCCCAAAGGGUGUGGUCAGCAGGUCACUGCCAGCGCUACCCAAGGCGUGGCUGCUGCCGACCGCUACGGAAUCUCCUGGGGGAAGGGAGAAGGCCCUUCGUCGGUGACUGGACUGCCUUGCCCGAGUUCCCAAGAAGUGAGCAGGUCACCAACUCCUGUCUUCCUUUUCAGCCCUCAAUGCCCAUUUUGCAGACAAAAAGCUCCAAGGUGACAGUGUAAGAGACACUUUGGGUGAGGGCAAACGAAGGGACACGCCUCUCCUUUCCUGACCUCUCUCACUCUCACUUCUUGAAAUCUUUCAUCUCCCUUUAUCCUGUCUCUCUGCCAUCCCCACAAGACAGCCGUUUCCAAGGGCCAUUGCCAAGCGCUUUGCCUCAUUCCCAGACCUAAAGUUUGCAACUGCCCCCCACUGCUCGGCAAGGCUGCCUAGACCUCAGCACCCUCCACGGGGCUGGAAGGUGACAACCGCGAAAAGGCGGGUGACUCUUCCAGAUCCUUCUCGGCGGGGGCUUCAGGUGACAUCACAUCCUUCAGAUGCGAAAUCAGCCUCUGAGGCCGGGCCGAGGGACUCGACUCCCCCCGCCGCCCCCGCCCGCCCUCCGGCUCCCGCGCCUCCGCUGGCGUCCGAGCUGAGCCGCGCCUCGCGGAGCGCGCCAUGGCCGCGCCGGCGACCGCCUUGCUCCUGCCGCUGGCCUUGCUGCUCCAUGCCGCCGCGGCUCUCCAGCCGAGCCAGUUCCGGGUGUCGCCGCUGGGUAGGACCUGGAGUCUGGGCGAGCCAGUGGAGCUGAAGUGCGAGGUGCUGCUGUCCAGCUCGACGACGGGCUGCUCGUGGCUCUACCAGCCGCGCGGCCCCGCCGCGAGCCCCACCUUCCUCCUGUACGUUACCCACAACCGGGUCAGGUCGGCCGAGGGGCUGGACACCCAGCAGUUCUCGGCCAGGAGGAUCGGGGAGGACUAUUUCAGCCUUACCCUGAACCGCUUCCGCGAGAAGGACGAAGGCUACUAUUUCUGCGCCGUCGUGAGCAACUCCAUACUGUACUUCAGCACCUUCGUGCCGGUCUUCCUGCCAGCGAAGCCCACCACGACGCCAGCGCCGCGCCCACCGACGCCGGCGCCCACCACGCCGCAGCCCAGGUCCCUGCGCCCGGAAGUGUGCCGGCCCGUGCCGGGCGGCUCAGUGGACACGAGGGGGCUGGACUUCGCCUGUGACAUCUACAUCUGGGCGCCCUUGGCCGGGGCCUGCGGGGUCCUUCUGCUGUCACUGGUCAUCACCGUUAUCUGCAACCACAGGACCAGAAGACGUGUUUGCAAAUGUCCCAGGCCCGUGGUGAGGCCGGGAGGCAAGCCAAGCCCUGCAGAGAGAUACAUCUAAACCUGUGCAACAGCCACUACAUGACUUCAAACUGAGAUCUCGCCUUACGAGGGGAGCAUGUCCUUCCCUUUAAUUUUUUCUAGUUUUCCUUAUGUAUUCAUUCUCAUGAUUAUUAUUAUUAUAGUAGCAGUAGGGUGAUAAGGGUUGCUUUUUCUUUAUGUGUCUGAUGCAAAACAAAACCAUGUAACAUCUAUGGUGCACCGCAAAAGUCACAAUAUCUUUGUGCACACAUAUUGGGGUAAACGGUGGAAAGGGGCAGGCCAGACCGGAGAGCUGUGUUCUCAGACUCGUGCUGACAGCGAUGGAGCAACCUCUUCCCCACCCAUUUCACAGAGGAGGAGGCUAAAGCCCAGCGAUGGGAGCAGCUUGAUCAGAGUCACACGGCAAGUCAAGGUUGGAGCCAGAGGAACCUUACCUCCCAGCUCAGGGCUCUUUCCCCCACCCCAUUCAGGUCUUUCUUCCCAGGCCUCUGUUGAGAGGUGGGGUGGCGAGGGGAGAUGUGGGGAGGGGUCUCAAACUGCAAAGGAACAAGUAUUUCUUGAGCACCUAUGAUAUACCCAUUACUGUACCCAGAGCCUUGAGGUAAUAAAAUAAGAGAACUUCUGCCUUUUGCAGAGUUCUAUAAUGUAGAUGAACAACAUCAGACCUUUUUAUAAUCAAGCGUGAAAUUGUAUAGAAAGUACGAAUUCCUAAAAUAAACUGUAGGGGUGAACCAAAUCCUGGAAAGUGAAUCCCUCCAUCUCUAAAGAAAAGCUCUGUGAAACCCCUCCAUGGAGGCAAGAUUGCUCUCCCAGCCCCUGCGCUGCAGAGGGACCUGUGAAAGAGGAGAGGCCACCCCUUUACAAAUAUAACUUGAGCAUCAGUAAAGGUGAACAGAGGUCCUCUUGGAUCUCUAAAUUUGAGAUGCCAGAUUUGAACAUGCUCCUGGGAUCACUGAUGACUUCUUACAUUUUGUAAAAGAUAGAAUUCUUGGGGAGCUACCGGCACAGCUGUGGCCUCUGCUCAACCAGAUGUGGGAAUGAGGCAGACCAGACUGUUGUGAGGAGGCCAAAAGCCACAACUGCUGCUCCCAGUGCACAUUUCCUCUCUUACAGUGUUGUGCAAGCGAUGCCUGCUUGUUGAGAGAAAAAACUUACAUAGAUAAGGAAAUAAGAAUCGCCUAUAAUUCUUCACCUCAGGUAUAAUCCACUAUUAAUAUUAUGGUGUCCAUUCUUCCUGGGUAUUUUCUAUGCAUAUAUAUAUAUAUAUAAAAUAUGUGCCUUGUUUUUAAAAAUGGGAUUGUACUAUGCUUUUAUAAGUGGCUUUAAUGAAUAAACAUUAUAGCAUCCUUUUUAAUGGCUAAAUCGCA